Molecule: messenger RNA, 1077 nt
Organism: Meloidogyne enterolobii
Lineage: Eukaryota; Metazoa; Nematoda; Chromadorea; Rhabditida; Meloidogynidae
Source: the annotation of a GenBank genome assembly
AUGGUCGAAUCAUCUUCAUCUUCCCCCAAAAACACUCAGAAAGAAGAUGAAAACACUAAAAAUACCCCAAAAUCGGUUGAUUGUAUAGAACUAUUGGAAGAUGAUGAAAAUGACAGUAUUGGUGUUGUAGCCGAAGAUAUUCAACAAAUUGAGGAGGAUAAUGAAGGGGAAGAAGGAAAGGAAGAGAAUGAAGAAAGGGAAGGAGGGGAGGAGGAAGAGGAUGAUAUUAAAGUUAUUGAAGAAAAACCCCCAGCAGCUAAAAGACCCAAAAUUGCAGCAACAGGGCAAAGGAGAAAUAGUGAAUGGCCUAGAGAUGGAAGUUCAAGUCCGGUGCCGGAAGAUCCUAGAGCGGCUAAAGACUCAUCUAUAUCCCAUUCAAUACAAACUGAAGAAAAGGACAAGGAUACACCCAACUCAAAAACCAAAAAUUUAAAUAAUUCAGCUUCUUCUACACCUCUAAAUUCUUACAAUGUUUUAUUAGACCGGUUAGAAUUGUAUGUGCUGAAUGCUUUGGAUAAGGGGGAAAAUAUGGAUAGAAAGGUUUUGGAUGCGUUACUUGCCGCAAUUAACAUCCAAGUCCAAAAAGAGCCUUAUGCUGUUCGGAAAUUAAUACUUGAUAAACAAUUGGUCCUUCCAAACACAAUAUCUUUCCCUCCUUCACAAGUUGUCGAUUUAUUAAUUGAACAUGACCCCGAUCACCAACUUUCACGUGUUAUUAACCGACUUUUUGGGGAGGAACGUCCAAAAUUGGCGGAAAAUGAACGGAGGGAGAGGCAAUACUUAAGGGCUACAAAUCCAGCCCCAAAUAUGACAAAAUUAUUAAUGGAUAUGGGACAAGAUUUAGUUCAAGAAUCUACUUAUUUUGAUAUUGUACAUGCUAAGAAUUUACCUGAAAUGCCUAAAAAUAUGGAUACUUAUAAACAGGUGAAGUUUUGGGGAGACUUGUUUAAUAUUCUGGUUUUUAAACGUAUUUUCUGGAAUUUAAUUCUGAUUUUUUUAUUAAAUAAUUAUACUUUCCGGAAAUAUACCUAUCUGAUUUUUUAUAACGUCAGAAUUAAAAAUUCUGAUUUUCUAUAG